AUGGUGGCGUCGUCCCUCGCCUACAGCGCCAUCUUCGGGCCGGCCUACGGCUGCGGCAUGGUCGGUUUAAUUUUCGUCCACGAGUGCGGGCACAUCCUCGCGAUGCGGUACUACGGGCUGCCCUUCAGCCCGAUGCUCUUCAUCCCCUUCGUGGGCGCGGUGAUCCAGAUGCAGAAGCUUCCCGCGACUGCUGCGCAAAGCGCCGUCGUCGCCCUGGCCGGGCCUGUUGUUGGAGGCGUCGCGGCGGGCGCGACGGCGUUUGCUGGGCACGCCACCGGCUCGCAGCUAUUGAUGGCGCUCGGGGACUGGGGCUUCAUGAUCAACCUGUUCAAUCUGUUGCCGAUCGGGGGGCUGGACGGCGGGCGCGUCGCGGAUGCGUUGCACCCGGCAUUGCCGGCGCUCGGUCUGGUGGGCGGCGUGGGCUUGGCGGCUUCCGGAGCCAUUGCCAAUCCCAUAUUCUAUCUCGUGCUCCUCUCGGGCGCGUUCCAGGUGGGUGGCCAGCUCUUCGGAUUUUCACAGCCGCCGCCGGCGCACUACCGGAUGACGGGCGGUCCCAUGAUCGCCACGGCGCUAGCUUACGUCGGGUGCAUCGGAAGUCUCGUGGCCGGCAUGGCUUUGAACAAUGUGGGGCGAAAGUCGCCGCGCCGCAUCGAGGCGGAACAGCGCGGCGAGAUCAUCGACCGGGCGCCGACGGGCGGCGGCGACGGCGUCUACGACGACUACUUCGCGGAGUUCGACGAUAGCAACAGUCGCCGCGACGACCGGUGGGGCGGGUAAGUGUUUCUAGUGUCUCUGUGUACGCUAGCUAAUUAUUUGGCAACUAUGAAACGAGCGUGUUAUCGCUCUAUCGGUGGAACAGAGCGACUGAACUAGCAGGUGUGCCUGGUCUACUGCUGCUGCGCAAUUCGUGAUGAGGGCGUGCGUUGUUUUUGCGGCGGCAGCCAGCGCCAUGUCGACCACUACAAAACCGACCGUGCGCUUCACUGGCGGCGGAAUUGAUGUGAGCGCACCCAUCGAGGCCGUAGCGAUGGGCCGGAAGCGGCCCACGCUUAUGGACAUCGCUGACGAGGCGGGCGUCCACAUCCCUCGGUCGUGUUGCGCCGGGACCUGUGCUGUUUGUGAAGUAAAGAUCACGCGUAACGGCCGCGAGCGGACCGUGCGCGCCUGUACGGCGACGCCGCGCGACGAGGAUGUCGUAGACGUCAGCUCGGGCGACGCGGAGCUGGCGCGAAUGAUGGCGCGCUUCGAGGGCCAGGACGGCCUAGACUACGGUAGGGUGGCGCCCGCGGCGCCGUCCAGGCCAGCCAGGCCACCGCCGCCACCCGUGUACGAGGACGCCUGGAGGGAACCCGAGCCAGUAGUCUUCGCCGACGACGACGACGAUUUCUCGAUAGGCGGCGCGGCCCCGUGGGAUGUGAUACAGUAAUGGUAAUUAUGUCAAAAA
Messenger RNA from Pelagomonas calceolata, 1444 nucleotides. The record is from the annotation of a GenBank genome assembly. NCBI's taxonomy places the organism in Eukaryota, Pelagophyceae, Pelagomonadales, Pelagomonadaceae.